Messenger RNA from Perkinsus marinus ATCC 50983, 936 nucleotides. RefSeq lists its product as hypothetical. Lineage: Eukaryota; Perkinsozoa; Perkinsida; Perkinsidae. The coding region runs from base 12 to 803 and encodes 263 amino acids. The record is from RefSeq and is a predicted model, not a curated record. Gene Ontology annotation, molecular function: zinc ion binding. The transcript has 7 exons.
AUGCAUGUGGGAUGCUUACGCCCCACAUGGUUACAUCAGUUUUGGUGUCUUUCAUCCCGUUGAUGAUCCAGCGCAUUAGUCGACACACUGAGCAUCUAACUCGGAAGAUGUUUAAGCGUUAUAAGGAGCUCAGGCCUGUCCUACAGAGUCUUCUGCUAGCCAUUACGCCGAUUCCUCCGCUGAAGUCGUUCGUGCCCACCCUCCAAGCUGUUGUGAACCAAGGUCGUGAUGCACCCCAAAUGGGCACCAUCGGCGAAUGGUUUGUAUCCUUCAUGAAGGCUCUUUCAACAUUGAGCUUCGACGGCCAAGUUCAGGUUGUCACGAUUAUCGUCCCAAACUGGAUUCCCUUGAUGCAUAAAAUUAUGGCUCACACGUCACUUUCUCAUGCGCUGGUUCCCACCAAGGAAGAGCUAACGCAUCGAGACGCGAGUUGUGAUGGGUGCGGCUGUAAGCCGAUUAUUGGCCCUUUGUUCAAGUGCCAGAGCUGUGAUUACGACUUGUGUGGAGAAUGCUAUCCGAUGCGCAGCAGUUUGCACUGUCCGCUUCACGAAUUCAGCUGUAUAUUACGACCGAAGAAUAAAAAAUGUAAUAUUGAUAGCGGUAUCAAAAAAGCCGAGACCGCCGCCAAGGAGAAAACCGAGGAGCUAGACACAGAUUCGAGCUCAGAUUUCGUGGACACUGAUGAGCUCGAACAAACCUCUGAAGAAGAUUCCCCAAGUGAAGAAAAGGGUGGUGAGGCUGAGGGCGGAUGCCCUUUCGUUGAAGCUGCAAAGAAAGCGUUGUCUCGUAAAGAACCACACUGAGAGAAAUCAGGGUGCCUCGUUUACUCGUCUUGGCUCAUCAAGAUUAUAGUGACGAUUCGAAUUGAUGUCGAUGCCGUUGGUAGUUGACCUUUCAGUCACUGUUAUUUCUGAGCCAAUCCACUCAGGCAGUUUA